UUUUUUUAAUUUAUUUUUUUCAAUUUUCAUGUCGGUUUAUCUAUAUCCUCUUAGUUGCUGAACUUUUUCAACCUUGGCUGAACUUUAAUUUAUUCAGUUUUUUUUUUGUCUUGAAGUUGAGCUUGUUAGUUGAGGUAGAAGAAGUGUAUCUGAGUUUUUUCUGCUUUUUUGGUGAUAAACGGUGUUUAUUCAGCUGGUUAGUGUUGUUUUGUAAUCUGGUUCCUGUUUAGUUUGAGGUAAAAAUCACUUGGUUGUGAGUGGUGAUCGUUGAGCAGUGGUGAUCAAGGUUGUUUUUUUUCUGUUAAUUUGGGGAUAAACGUUCUUUGUUCAGCUGGUUUUUGUCAUUUUAUCAUCUGGGUCUUGUUUAGUUUGAGGUAAAAAUCACUUGGUUUUGAGUUGUGAUCGUUGAGCUGUGGUUGGUCAAGUUGUUUUUUUUCCUGUUAAUUUGGGGAUAAACUUUCUUUGUUCAGCUGGUUUUUGUCAUUUUAUCAUCUGGGUCUUGUUUUGUUUGAGGUAAAAAUCACUUGGUUGUGAGUUGUGAUCGUUGAACGGUGGUUGAUCAAAGAGUUUUUUUUCUUUUUGAUUUAACUUAAGUUGUGCUUACUAGCAGAAGUAGAAGUUUCUCUGGAUUUUUCGGUUAAUUUUGGGAAAAAGGUUCUUUAAUCAGCUGAUUGUUGAGAAAGGGUGAUCAAGGUGGUCUUUAAGUUGAUACAAUGGUGAUUAUAAGUGAUAAUAAAGUGAGUGAUCACAAGGUUCAAGAAACUAGAGAGAUGAGUGGGCAAAAUCAAACCCCAGAAAGGGUCUCAUCAGAGACCAACCAGAAAACUUGUGCUGAUUGUGGAACCACAAAAACUCCUCUUUGGAGAGGUGGUCCUGCUGGACCUAAGUCAUUGUGUAAUGCUUGUGGAAUAAGGAGCAGGAAGAAGAGAAGAGCUCUUCUGGGAUUGAACAAAGACGACAAGAAAUCAAAGAAAUCUUCAAAUAAGAUCAUUGUUAAUCGUCAUCAUCAGAACCAGAGUAGCAAUAGCAGUAGCAGUACAAGCAGCAGUGGAGAAAGUACGACGAGUAAUGCCGUAGUGAAGAAUGAAUGCAUUCCAUUUAAGAAGAGGUUACAGCAUUUUGGUCGAGAAGUUGGAUUGCAAAGACCAGGAUCAAACUCUACACAUAGAAGAAAGUUGGGUGAAGAAGAACAAGCAGCAUUCUUGUUGAUGGCUCUGUCUUGUGGUUCUGUUUAUGCUUAGUAUAGAGUUAAGAGGGGUAGGUGUAUGAGUAGAAUCUAGAAUGAUAAAAAAAGAGCUUAAUCAUUUUGAGAGCUCAUAAGAAUGUUGAAUUGAGGAUUGUCUUGUAGUUUAAAUUUAAUUAAAUUUAUUUUCAUCUAAGUUGAGUUCA
Solanum dulcamara is the source of this 1389-nucleotide messenger RNA. RefSeq names its product GATA transcription factor 16-like. Gene Ontology annotation, biological process: regulation of DNA-templated transcription. Gene Ontology annotation, molecular function: zinc ion binding; sequence-specific DNA binding. The record is from RefSeq and is a predicted model, not a curated record. The transcript is spliced from 3 exons. Lineage: Eukaryota; Viridiplantae; Streptophyta; Magnoliopsida; Solanales; Solanaceae. The coding region runs from base 714 to 1241 and encodes 175 amino acids.